GGGAUUGAAAAAGGAAACCAAAAGGAUAAAAAUGGAGGAGAGCUCCAUGGGGCCGAGGCCCGACAGUGAGUUGUGGAAAACGAAUCAUCAACCUUAGAAACCCAGUCUAUCACAAAAGCUCCACUGACGCUACCCACUCUCACUUCUCUCUCCAGCUCGAUUUCAUCGGAUGCAUGGCGAGCCGUAUUAAUUUUGCGCUCCGGUGCCCUUCCCAUUCGCCGUAUUUCGCGCCUACUCGUCAAACCAGAAUCUCUAAUAGCCUACCUAUCACUUCUAAUCUCCUUCCUUCAUCUUCUCUUUCUCACGCGAAGAUCGCGUGUUCCAGUAGUCGGCGGCGCAGCGUCGUCACUGUGAGGUCUCACAUGGCUACCGAGGACAGAUCUCUUCCUAAAGACAGAGUGCUCGUGUUUGUGCCACCGCAUCCGUUAAUCAAGCACUGGGUUUCCGUGUUGAGGAAUGAGCAGACCCCGUCUCCCAUUUUCAGAAAUGCAAUGGCUGAGUUGGGGAGACUACUUAUGUAUGAGGCUUCAAGAGAUUGGUUGCCAACUGUAACAGGGGAGAUUCAGUCACCAAUGGGCAUUGCGUCAGUUGAGUUUAUUGAUCCAAGGGAACCUGUGGGGGUUGUUCCCAUCUUGAGAGCUGGCCUUGCUCUCGCGGAGCAUGCAUCAUCAGUUUUGCCUGCAACCAAAACAUACCAUCUGGGAAUAAGCAGAGAUGAGGUGACGCUUCUGCCAACUGUGUAUCUGAAUAAGUUGCCGGACAAAUUUCCUGAAGGUUCACGAGUGUUUUUGGUAGAUCCUAUGCUUGCCACAGGUGGCACAAUAGUGGCUGCACUUGGCCUCUUAAAGGAACGAGGGCUUGAAAAUCAGCAAAUCAAAGUGAUUUCUGCUGUGGCUGCACCUCCAGUCCUUGAGAAGCUCAACAAGAAAUUCCCUGGUCUUCAUGUGUAUACCGGAAUUAUCGAUCCUACAGUGAAUGAUAAAGGGUUCAUAAUUCCUGGACUAGGAGAUGCUGGGGAUCGCAGUUUCGGUACAUAGAUUAAGUAUGUCUACAACGAGAAGGUGGAAAAGGAUAAAACUCCAUCUAAAUUACGGCUAAUCUAUUCUUCCAAAAUUUGGCAAAUUUUGAUAAGGGUCUGAUCUUAAUUGACUUGAAAAUGGUUUGCUUGGAGUUUUCACUAGUAGAUUUGCUUUACAGUUUUGGUAAGGUUACCACAAAUGAUCAUAAAACAAGUUCUUUAGAAUUGUGUUGUGAAGAGAAAUGAAAACUACUAGUACGUAUAUUCAACCUA
Messenger RNA from Carica papaya (papaya), 1291 nucleotides. RefSeq names its product uracil phosphoribosyltransferase (gene UPP). Lineage: Eukaryota; Viridiplantae; Streptophyta; Magnoliopsida; Brassicales; Caricaceae. The record is from RefSeq and is a predicted model, not a curated record. Gene Ontology annotation, molecular function: uracil phosphoribosyltransferase activity. Gene Ontology annotation, biological process: uracil salvage.